Molecule: messenger RNA, 1095 nt
Organism: Tetrahymena thermophila SB210
Lineage: Eukaryota; Ciliophora; Oligohymenophorea; Hymenostomatida; Tetrahymenidae
Exons: 1
Source: RefSeq, a predicted model, not a curated record
AUGUUUAAUUUAAAACUUUUAAUUUCGAUUGUUUUGGUCCAUGGUUAAACAUAGAUGACAGCUUCUCCUGUCUUCAAGUUGUCAGCCUUUCCGUAUUAGAAAGUAAUUCUAUAGUUAACUCCACUAACUAUCUGUUAGGCGACCUUAAGAAUUUUUUAAAUUUUUAAGCUCUUUAAAAUCAAUUCUUCAACAAGCUUCUUGUAAGCUGAUCCUAAUCCAGUUUGUGGGUUUUUCAAAGUUUCUUAAUCGUAUUCCAUAUCUUACCAUUAUCCUUCACCAUUAUCAGAUUAGGUUAAAGUACGAUCAAACUUUAAGCUAGUGACUUAAGGCUUUCCUUCAAAAGGAAGAUAAACAAUUACUUAUCCCUUUCCAAUUGUGCCAUCUAACUUCAAGUAUGAGAAAUUAAUACGAUAGUUGAAACCAUUGACAAGCUAUCUUUCGACGGAUAUCAGAUUAUGGAAGAAGAGUCCUACUUUUUUCAAAGAUUAAAGAAGCUCUUUGAAGAUGGGAUAUAAUUCAUUUUGGCUAUUUGUUAAGUAAUCUUGCUAGUAUUCAAUAGUAGAAUAGCCUCCGAUGAUCUAAUUGUCGCUAUCAUUUUCAUUAAUUACAUUUUCAUCUUCAAGUUAAAGAUCUUCGACUUCAGUAGUUUUUUCCCAGGAGACAUCAUAAAUUUAGCAAGAACCUUACUUUUCUUCACCAUUAAUUUUGUAAGUAAAGUUGACCUUAAGAAGGAUACCACUUACAAUCUUAGAUUAUAUACUGUCAAAUCUAACAAAUUCAACAUUCUUUUCUUUGAGGGCUUUAGUAAGUUAUUAGAAUGCUCUGAAUAAAAGUGAAUCAGGCUUUGAUUAGAAACCGUUAUCGAUUUCAUAGUCCUACCAACCGCCAACCAUCUAGCCAAGAAGAUUUUCUUAUUCAGGUUAAAGCUUAACAAUUGUGAAUUCAGGAGUUCCAUUGAUAGGAAUAUAGAUUUAAAUCAAACCUUUCUUUGUUUAAUUGUUUUGUUCGUACGAGAAUUCAAUUUUGUAAUUUAUACCAUUAACUACUUAAGUUUAAACAUGGUAGAAGUUAAUAUUUGAGAUUAAGAGUUUUUGA